Micromonas commoda is the source of this 1434-nucleotide messenger RNA. RefSeq lists its product with no specific name. Gene Ontology annotation, biological process: microtubule cytoskeleton organization; mitotic cell cycle. The record is from RefSeq and is a predicted model, not a curated record. Bases 1 to 1434 code for a protein of 477 amino acids. The transcript has 2 exons. Gene Ontology annotation, cellular component: microtubule; cytoplasm. Gene Ontology annotation, molecular function: GTP binding; structural constituent of cytoskeleton. NCBI's taxonomy places the organism in Eukaryota, Viridiplantae, Chlorophyta, Mamiellophyceae, Mamiellales, Mamiellaceae.
AUGAGGGAGAUCAUCACAGUUCAGGUUGGCCAGUGCGGAAAUCAGAUCGGGUGCCGCUUCUGGGAGCUGGCGUUGAAGGAGCACGCUGCGUACAACACAAAGGCGAGAUACGACGACGCCCUGAGCAGUUUCUUUCAGAACGUUGACACGCGUCAUGAGCCAGCCAUCAAGCUUCCCGUCGGCGAUGGCAAGGGAUCGAUACGCGCGCUCAAGGCUCGUGCUGUGGUGGUCGACAUGGAGGAGGGUGUGACGAACGAGCUUCUCUCCGGUCCGAUGCGCGACGUCUUCGACACGAAGCAGUUCAUAACGGGGCAGAGCGGUUCUGGGAACAACUGGGCGUGCGGUUCGCACCACUACGGACCAAUGUAUAGGGAUACGCUUCUUGAGGCUGUCCGGCGGCAGGCGGAGGAUGCGGACUCACUGCAGAGUUUUCUGUUGCUGCACUCACUGGGCGGUGGCACGGGUUCAGGGCUGGGGAGCUACAUGCUCGGUGCGCUCGCAGACGAAUACCCCGACGUGUACAGAUUCUCGGUGUCGGUUUUCCCCUCCGAGGAUGAUGAUGUGGUUACAUCCCCAUACAAUGCGAUGUUAUCUUGCGCGGCGCUGGCGGAGCAUGCGGACUGCGUCAUGCCGGUGGAAAACCAGGCGCUCAUGGACAUCGUCACGUCGAUCCAGUCCAAGUCGCUGGGGUCACAGCGCGGCAGCUCUCUGAGCGGUCUUGACAGCGGGGACGUGGGUGGGCGCGCGGGACACGGGGGUAAACCUUGGGAUGGCAUGAACGGUAUCGCGGCGAACCUUCUGCUGAACCUUACGGCAGGCAUGCGGUUCGAUGGAUCGCUGAACGUGGACAUAAACGAGAUCACGACCAACCUUGUUCCCUUCCCAAAGCUUCAUUUUCUACUUUCGUCGAUGUCGCCCGUGGCUGUGUCUGCCGAUAGGGGGCGAAAUAUACCGGCGCCCAGAACCAUGGAUCAGAUCUUUACGGAAGUUUUCGGCCGCGACAGACAACUCGCGAGUGUGGACCCUCGGCGCUCAACAUACUUGGCUUGUGCGCUGAUGCUGCGCGGCGGUGUGAACAUAUCGGACGCAAACCGCAACGUGGAAAGGCUCAGACGGGGUUUGAAGAUGGCACACUGGGUCUCGGAUGGGUUUAAGGUGGGACUUUGCGACCGCGCUCCAGUGGGAACGCCGUAUUCGGCUCUUUGCCUGGCGAACAAUUGCGCUAUGCAGCGCCCACUGGAUGCCAUGAAUGAACGCUUUGGAAAGCUUCGUAAGCGGAACGUGUACCUUCACCACUACACCGAGUACAUGGACUUAGCAGACAUAGACGGCGCCGCGGAGUGCAUCCAAGAUCUCGGAGCUGAGUACGGUCGUCUGGACAUUGCCAGGGUGCCGGACACAGUUCCAUCCAUAGAGCCUCUGGGCAUUAGGUAG